Phaeodactylum tricornutum CCAP 1055/1 is the source of this 5383-nucleotide messenger RNA. RefSeq lists its product with no specific name. The transcript is spliced from 3 exons. The record is from RefSeq and is a predicted model, not a curated record. Gene Ontology annotation, biological process: intracellular signal transduction; cyclic nucleotide biosynthetic process. The coding region runs from base 84 to 3740 and encodes 1218 amino acids. Lineage: Eukaryota; Bacillariophyta; Bacillariophyceae; Surirellales; Neidiaceae.
AAAGUACUCGAUAGUUACUGAGUGAGAUCCAUCAAAUAUUUUCUGUACCGAUCUUUUCUAUUGAAAACGCGUGUGUGGCCAUAAUGUUGGCUGCGGAAGGCUUUGCUCAGCUGACGACGCUGCCUAACGAGUCGAGUGUAUCCGCAUCAUCCGCGCCCAGUCUUACGAAUCCUCAAAAUGACAGAGAUAUCCACCGAGACUCUUUGGAUACGGCCCAUUCCAUACGCAGCUCUACCUCGAGCCAAAAGCGCACCAUUAGUAUGUUCAACCGUGUCAUGGGGCGUAGGAGGAAUGAUUAUUGUGCCGACUCGGCACGCCCCCAAGAAAUUUCCACCCCGGCACCUCGCGGAUCGAAAUCAAGUAGUGGCACCGGUGGUGCUUUGAGUGGGAGUGCCAACGAUGGUAGAGGCUCAUCGUGGAUAUCUUUUGCUGGUCGUACUUUCUUUACAGUAAAUCGUUCCACCGACGUUCUUGGUGCACCCGAUGACGAUACAUUCAGUCAUUCAUUUCGUUGUGGCACAAUCCGCGCUGAACAACGCAAAAUGUUUUUUGUACGUGUCGUUUCCUCGACUUUCUGGCGCGUACUGCUGAUUGUUUUUACUAUAAUUUUGUUCUUUGGAGCAGAAUUUCGGACGCUGGUCUUGCCGAAAGAAGCGGAUCCCUAUAUGGAUGGCAUUUUCACUGUUGUCCUGGUGGUUUUCUUGGUGGAUAUUGGCAUGCGCAUAGAUGUCGAACCGAAUUAUUUCAGCAUUCACCUUUACUGCUGUCAUUCCGCGCCCCAUGAAGAAAAAUCGAUCCAUGGAAGCUGCAGCAAUAGCUGCCAUUUCGGAUCCUUCAUUUUUUAUUGCGAGCUCUUGUCGACAUUGGUACUGUUGUCUGAAAUAUCUUACGUCAACACCGCAAAAUUUUCUGAGCAGACAUUGCACAUUGUUUUGAAUCGAUUUGGUGUUCCGGAAAGGGGUCUUGCCGAUGUCAACCAAGCGGCUCCUAUUGAAACCGAUACGGACCUUUUGUUGGCAGUCGUCAAGGCUGCACGCAUUGCCCGUUUUCUUCGAUCCUCUGCAGCUGAAACACUAGCAUCCCGUAUCAAUUGGUACCGGCUUUACAAUUUGAUUCGUCCGCGUGCCUGGAUAAAUUCCUGUCUAUGCGGAUUUGGAAGGCUAAGUCGAACCAUCGAAACAGAUACUUUCGAUGCUAGUAGUCGUGGCUCUCUCCGAAGUGAUUCCAACGGGCCAGAAGAUGGCAUGCUUCGACGUUCGUCCUGGGGUGGUGUUGGACUAGGUGUACUUGCCGCCAUUCGAGCCAAGGCAGAAGCCGAAGAAGCUAGAAAACACGAUAACUGGUGGAAGCGACUUCCACACGCGCUCGGUAUCGUACAGAGAGAUACUAAGCGCUUCAAACGACAUCUUGCAGCUACAAAGAUCCAACGAGCUUGGCGAGCAGUCCUUUCUCAUCGUCAUCUCACUGAAGAAGGAGAGAGCGAAAGGAAUGAAAGUGAUGUAGCUUGGAGAGGCCGUGUCAUUGCUGGCAAUCCGGUAGAGAAGGCCUUGAUGAAAAAAUCCUUUUUAAAUCAGUAUGCGUUGCAAAAUAACAAUGGUAAACGUUGGGGUACUCGAUCCGUUUCGGACGAUGGCGCGGAAAUACCGCAUCGUCCACUAUCUUCGUUGGCAAGAUUGGGACCUUCGCGAAGUAAGAUCAAAGUUGGAGCAACGAUGCGGGAACUCACUGGACAGCGGGUUGCAUUGGGUAUAAUGGUGGCUCUGCUUGUGACAGUUCUAUUCACUUAUACUGAAAGCGAUGCCACGCGUCCCACAGCUAUGAUUGUCCUACACAAUCAGACUGCCGACCCUCUUUUUGCAGACCGUGCACUCGACUCGACAAGGUCGCGAUGUCUGCCUAGUCUGUUUUACUACAAAUUCGGGGAUGGAACCAAUCGUUCGUUUGAUCUGGAAGGAGAAGACAUUAAUAGGCUACGUGGUCGGGAACGCAUUCGUAUUACGAUCACCCGAAAUGGCGGAAACUCUACUGUUGGCUUGUUCUCUUUCAAGGACGAGCUGCAAGAGAGCGCACUCAUCACGCUAUCAUCAACAAUCUUUGUUCUGCUGGUUUGGUUCUUUGGAGUUACUGCGUUCGCAGGCCCUGUAAUGAUACUCGUUGUAAUUCCUAUUGAACGGAUGGUCCGUCUUCUGGGGAUGCUCAUGCGCGAUCCUCUUGGCUAUCAGAGCAAUCUUCGAUACAAGAAAUUCGUUGCCGAAGAAAACAAUAUAACGAGAAACACACGAUGGACAAAGGAUGUAUUGAAAGGGAUGGAAACGUCGUUCUUGAUGUCUACUAUCCUACGAAUAGGCUCGUUGAUGAAAGUUGGGUUUGGCAGUGCUGGCGUGGAAAUCAUUCGCAGAAAUCUUGAGAGAGGUCAAACCAAAAAUAUGCUUGAUUUGAACUCCCAAGGUUCAACGGUUUCGUGCAUAUUCCUGUUCUGUGACAUUCGACAAUUCACUGAUGCAACAGAAUGCCUUCAAGAAGAAGUUUUCGUUUUUACGAACCGUAUAGCAGGGGUCGUUCACUCCAUAUGUCAUUCGUAUGGCGGAUCGGCAAACAAAAAUAUCGGAGACGCCUUUCUGUUGAGUUGGAUACUGGAUGAAUCGGGCGACUCGGGAACGAUGGUCUCCGAGCGCACGCGUGGCCAUGCAAGAAGCGGAAAUGAUAAUUUUGUGGCGGACAAGAACCAGGCGGACAAAGCCUUACUUUCGGUUGUCAAAAUCUGUGUUGCUCUCCACUACGACGAAUAUUAUAUUAAGAACAUGAGCGACCACGCCCGUCGAUCCCUCAUAGCUAAGCUAUCGAAACGCAAUGGGCCUGUUGUACAGAUGGGCUUCGGGCUUCAUGCUGGCAAGGCCGUACAGGGAGCGAUAGGAUCGCAGCGAAAAAUUGAUGCGACCUAUGUGUCGGAAGCAGUCGAACGCGCGGAGUUCUUGGAAUCAUCGACGAAAAAAUAUGGAGUUCAGAUGUUGCUAUCGGAUAGCUUCCACAGACUACUCCAGCCGAAAACGCGUGGUCGAUGUCGAAAGAUUGAUCAGGUACUGGUUGGCCGAGAGGAUGAAAACGAGGAGGCAGACUACGAUGCCGUGUUGGAAUUGUUUACCUUUGACAUGGACAUUGCCGCCGUGUGGCGUAACCAACCUAAGCCUACCAUAGCUGAUGUGUCGGAUUCUGAUUCUGAAUCAGCAGCUGACAGGGGGAAAAGCCAUGGGUCAAAGCGGGAUUUUUCAUCAAAGAACUCCUCUUCAAGACGCCCUGUUCUGCAGAAAGGAAACCGCCGGCGAAACAUUCUUAACGGAUUUUGGGAUGGGGCUAGCGACGAAUUGAACGACAGUAAUCUGGGAUCUCUUGGAAGCGCAGUAAAUGGCAAUCAAGACAAACGAGAAAAUGAAGCCGAUGGCGGUCCCCCAGAGUUGAUUUUGCCAGUUGGCCCAGCUUUGUACAAUGCAAAUGUGUGGGUGAGCAAGCAGAUGAAACAGAUACGGGUGAAGUUCUAUGAUGGAAUUUUUUUUCAAACAUUCAAUUCGGGAUUGCAAGCCUUCUAUCUUCGAGACUGGGAAACGGCAGCACAGUGCUUUUCGACAAUCUUGUCCAAUUUUGAGGACGGUCCCUCACGCUAUUUUUACAAUCAAGUUUGGGACGCAGAGAAAAGUGCCCUUCGCAAGCCACCACGUUCAUUCCGAGGGUACGGGAUUGCUUGAAUUGAAAGGAACAAAUGCAAAGGAACUUAUAUUGUGAACAGAACAACAACUUUUAAUGCCAACAUUUGCGAAUGCAAUUUCGAGCACUGACGUAAGAACUUAAUGAGAUUUGUGAAGAAUAGGACCAUAUGUUCUCCUUUCAGCUAUCCACUCUUGAAACACUUUGCUGCCGGCAGAGCCGAACGUAGAGAGAAAGAAAAGAUUCCAGUUUGAUGGGUUCCAGUUCCACUAUUUGAAAAUCGCACUCAGGGCAUUCGCGUGGAGUCUGUCGCAACGAAAGGACGGAAAAGCGAAAGAGGCGCCUGCGUGCUCGAAACGCUUGGGCCAAACUUUUCAACUGACAAAUUCGCUUCUCUUCUGUCGGGUUUAGCGCUACACUCGAGAAGCCGUUAUCAAAAGACACCAAACGGGUCACGAGCGCAAGUGGUAAACUCCAAGUUCGGAGCUUUGAUCCGCCACUGUCAACUUUGACAAGAAGUUGCUGAUUUCGCAAAACAAUCAGAUCAGCAAUGUAGCCCACGGCUGUCUUUUCCGUUCGUCCCUGGAACAAGGGCAGUCCUGCGUUUAAAGAAUUUGAAAUAGCACAGAGUCGAGCUCGGCCACGUUCGGCUUUCGACCAUUGUCUCAACUUUCCGAUUGAAGGCUCGUUCGACUUAAAAGAAACACUGGAAUCUCUCGUAAAGAUUGCAAAAGGUUGUGAUGUGAAAAGAUCACACGCGGGCAACGUGAGAUCUCGAAAAACCGCUUCACCGAAAUGACCACUUUCUACUUGAUUCACAGCAAAAACAGACCCACACCGCACUUGAUCAUCGUAUUUGAUGAGCAGGGCGAGACCGGAACGAUCAGUGAUGCAAAGAUGGCCACAUUCUGUUCGGCUUAGCCAAUUCAUUCCCACAACACAGCCAACAACAUUUACUCGCCUAGACGAUUGUACGGCGCCACGAUAUAAGUCCUUCGCAAGCUUGUGUACUUGAAACAGAUUCAAUUCGGUUUGAACAACUGAGUAGGAAGCUGACAUAAUGGGCUUCAAUCGAGUUGAGCGAUUGCCGGAGAGCUGGAUAAGUCCUUCAUAACGACUGUCUUUCACAGUGAGAUUCUCCAACCGUACUUUGGAGCCUUCUGAGAGAGCUCCGAGCUGUUCGUCUGAUGGAUUCCAAAGAGUCAACAUGGCUUGCUCAUCCAUGGAAGGAUUGUUAACGUUUUGAAUUAAGACUCGGACGAAAGGAACACUUUUUGAAAUCAAAAGGCUCUCGUUCAAUUGGAAUUCAACUCGUUUACGCACAGAGUCUGCGAUCAGUUUAGAUCGGCGCUCAUUCCACUCCAGAAUUUCCUUUCUGCAACUACCAUCGAUUUCAUUAUCGGCAGCGGUCAGAUCCAAACCAUUGGCGACAAGUUGCUUCCAAGAAUUCGGGGCAUUCUCGUCUACAUCCUGAAAAAUCGCGUGAAGAGAUGAGAAACAAUUUGAAAAGCAUAGGAUAAAAGUAGGAUGACUUACUCGUUCACAAUCCAACUCUGCGGCUAUUGUGAACUGAUCCACCAGACACGACUUUCUAAGUUCGAUCUCUUGCAAUCGACGAUUCUCCUCUUUUUCGCUCAAGACCCUUCCUCUACGGCUCACUAUGUUGCCAUCAUCUUGCUUGUCG